Messenger RNA from Glycine soja, 507 nucleotides. RefSeq names its product E3 ubiquitin-protein ligase ATL6-like. The transcript has a single exon. The record is from RefSeq and is a predicted model, not a curated record. The coding region runs from base 1 to 507 and encodes 168 amino acids. Lineage: Eukaryota; Viridiplantae; Streptophyta; Magnoliopsida; Fabales; Fabaceae.
AUGAAAUUCAUUGUACUCUUCUUCCUCCUAACAUCAUCAUCAUCGUCAUCAUCAUCAUCAUCAUAUUCAUACGCUCAAUCCCCUGCAGCACCAGCAGUGGCUCAUGUCCCUUCCACCAGAGCAACGCUUCCCAUGUUACUCGUGAUCUUCCUCUUCGCCCUCCUCUUCACCGCAUUUUGCUCCAUCUUCAUUUGCUACUGCUCCCAUGAAGAACAACCCCAGGUGCUUCCAGAAGCCACGCGUGCCAUACCGCGCGGAGUCGACCCGCGUGUGCUCGCCACGUGUCCCAUCACGUCCUACUCCACAGUUAAAAUGAGGAUGUCGCAAAACCCUGUGUUUCAGUGUGCAGUGAGUUUGGCGGAGUUCGACGACGCCAACGCGCUUCGCUUGCUACCUAAGUGCAGUCACGUGUUCCACACACACUGCAUCGACGCGUCUCUCAGUAGCGUUUUAUCGAAGAAAAUCAAACACAGAAAAAAAAAUUGUGGAAUGAAUCGAUGGCAGUAA